AUGCCUGUCUAUUCGCAAUACCCUCCAGUGGACAUUCCCAACAUCGACUUAUGGGCAUUCCUCUUUGAGCGAAAGGAUAGGCAGUUCCCUGACAACAAGGUUAUCUACACGGAUGCCGACACCCGACGCUCCUAUACCUACAAUGAUGUGAAACAGUCUGCCAUUACUUUUGGCCAAGGCCUGAAGUCUCUCUUUGACUGGCGUAAAGGCGAUGUGCUCGCGCUCUUUACCCCUAACAGCAUCGACACUCCCAUUGUCAUGUAUGGCGCGCUCUGGGCAGGCGGUGUUGUCUCGCCCUCUAACCCAGCGUAUACAGUUGAGGAACUCGCGUUCCAGCUAAGGAAUUCUGGUGCAAAGGCAGUUGUUACUCAACUACCUGUUCUCUCAGUUGCGCGAGCCGCGGCGAAAGAGGUAGGCAUCCCUGACGACCGCAUUAUCUUGAUAGGAGACCAGCGCGAUCCUGAGGCCAGGUUCAAACACUUCACCUCUAUCCGCAAUAUCUCCGGAGCCACUCGUUAUCGUCGCACGAAGAUCAACCCGGAGAAAGAUCUCUCGUUUCUUGUUUACAGCUCUGGCACCACUGGGGUUCCCAAGGGUGUCAUGCUCAGCCAUCGCAACAUUGUCGCCAACAGCCUUCAGUUGGCUGCAGGCGAAGCCGGUAACCUGACGUGGAAUGGCGGGGCAGAUGGUAAGGGUGACCGCUUACUUGCUUUCCUUCCAUUCUUCCACAUAUACGGCUUGACAUGUCUUGUCCACCAAACGAUCUACAAGGGCUAUGAGCUUUUUGUCAUGGCCAAGUUUGACCUCGAAAAAUGGUGCCAGCAUGUUCAGAACUACCGUAUCACAUUCAGCUACGUAGUUCCUCCGGUUGUUCUCCUUCUGGGCAAACACCCUAUAGUCGAAAAGUACGAUCUUUCCAGUCUACGAAUGAUGAACUCCGGUGCCGCGCCGCUUACUCAGGAGCUUGUUGAAGCUGUCUACAACCGCCUCCACAUCGGUAUCAAACAGGGUUACGGUCUUAGUGAGACCAGCCCUACUACUCACACUCAACCAUGGGGUGAAUGGCGCGAGAGUGUCGGCUCGGUCGGUAAACUCCUCCCCAACAUGGAGGCCAAGUAUAUGACGAUGCCCGAGGACGGUUCAGAACCCACCGAGGUGCCUACAGGUGAGGUUGGGGAGCUCUAUCUCCGUGGACCGAAUGUCUUCCAAGGCUAUCACAACAACCCAGCCGCAACAGCAGACUCAAUCUCUCCAGAUGGGUGGUUUCGCACCGGCGACGUCGGCUACCAGGACUCCAAGGGCAACUUCUAUAUCACAGACCGUGUCAAAGAACUCAUCAAAUACAAGGGCUUCCAAGUCGCUCCAGCCGAGCUCGAGGGUAUCCUGGUCGAUAAUCCUGCAGUCGACGAUGUUGCCGUUGUCGGUGUCGAGAGCGCUGAACAUGGGACUGAGGUCCCUGUUGCAUUUGUCGUAAGGAGCGCGAAGAGCAAGAGCUCGGGUGUUUCGGCGGCGGAGGAAGCAAAGAAUAUCGCCAAGUGGCUGGAUGGCAAGGUUGCGCAUCACAAGCGCCUGCGCGGCGGCGUGCGAUUUGUUGAUGAGAUUCCGAAGAGUGCUGCAGGAAAGAUUUUGAGGAGACUACUUAAGAAGCAAGCGCAAGAGGAGGCGGCUUCUCCGAAGGCGAAGCUUUAAUCCUAAAGUGAAUCAUAGCAUUGCACUAUAU
This is a messenger RNA of Aspergillus nidulans FGSC A4, 1720 nucleotides long. Its product is annotated as acyl--CoA ligase. NCBI's taxonomy places the organism in Eukaryota, Fungi, Ascomycota, Eurotiomycetes, Eurotiales, Aspergillaceae. The record is from RefSeq and is a predicted model, not a curated record. The coding region runs from base 1 to 1689 and encodes 562 amino acids. The transcript has 2 exons.